AUGGUCUCGAGCACCACCUACUUGCCGCCAAUUCCAUUUGGGCCGCUCGCAGCAGACGCUAAAGGUGCUGAUGCAAGCGGUGGCGCUCCAGCACCGCAACCACAAGGACGUCAGAAGCACAAGCUCGGGCUUACACAGCCUCAUGUACUUUCAACGAGCUGGAGCAGUGUCGCCAGAAUCGUAAACAAGACCGAAGCGAGAAAGAAGAAGGAAGGACAGACGGGGCAAUCGCGUGCUCACGCCCAGGGAUCUAAGCCAAGAAAGGCAGCCUCGCAGGCUCGGCUUCGGCCUUCGGCGAAGGAGCCGCCCGUGAAAAGCAGCAGCACCCCCAUCCUUCCCAAACUGAAGCUGGACUCAGAAAGUUUGGAAAAGGAGGCAGGAAGCCGGAUAUUGCAAGAGGAGGCUGCGCAGCCUCCAACGCCUCCAGAAAAUGCAGAAACCCAAGAUUUUCCAGGCCGAGGCAACACAGAACUCCCUGCAGAUGCAGACAUUGCCGUUUCCGGCUCAGGGCUGGAGACCAAAGAUGCAUCAGAGGAUCAAGAGGCCGAAGCUGAGGAGCUCGAGCAGCCGCAGAAAGACAGCAUACUCGUCGCACCCUGGAAGCGCGGCCUGUCCAAGAAGGGAACCAAAACCUUCAAGAGAAUGGAUAGCCACUUGAUCUUUGAACCGCGGGACGCCGACCAAGAAGCUGCGCCGCAAGAAGUCGACCCACAAGGAGAUGACUUGCCCGCUCCGGAGCAAAGCGAGGGCCAGGAGGCAUCUCCACCCUCGCCCGACGCUGACGCAGGUGCUAAAUCGUCGAGACGCAGCUCAGGGUCGUCCAGCGAGCUGGACGACUUUGGUACCGGCACGCACUCCAUGAACAAAGGAUGGUCAAAGGCAAAGCAGGCCGCACGCCUCGCCGCCACCCUUCGACCGGAGAACAUGCUAGAUACAGUCCAGCAGUGGAGAAAAUGGUGUCGAAAGACAGACCAAGUUUUCGAUGCUGCACCGCAAACUUCGUCUUGGAGGGGAGCUGAAGCAACGGCGAGAUCAAUCCGGGACCUGGACGAGGAGCUAAGUGUAGACAAGGAUCGCUUGCGCCUGAUGAUACAACAGGGCGUUCACAGGUCCAGGAACGGCUUGAAACUCACAGUCAGGCAUGUCCAACCUGAUAUCGACAGAGAGACUCUCUGGAGAAACCGGAGGGAAACCUUGGAAAGGGUGGACACGCAUGGCAAACGGAUCCAGCAGGCACUUCAGGAUUCCUUGCGGGCACGCAAAGAUCUUCGAACUUGCGUUCAGCUGCUCAAGGAGACAAUGACAGAGAAGCCCGACACUGACAAGAAGAAGCCGCGUGUGUCAUCCAAGGAGCGCAAAUGCUCGUGGUCUUCCGGACGCCUUGAUACCAUCAAGAAGAAGCUGGAAGAGUAUAUUCGCACGGGCUCUCUCAGCGACUACGAGGAGGACCGAGAUGAGGCCGCCAAGAAUCGCAAGUCUCUCAUCACAUGA
Symbiodinium sp. CCMP2456 is the source of this 1491-nucleotide messenger RNA. The record is from the annotation of a GenBank genome assembly. Lineage: Eukaryota; Dinophyceae; Suessiales; Symbiodiniaceae.